Pyricularia oryzae 70-15 is the source of this 258-nucleotide messenger RNA. RefSeq lists its product as uncharacterized. The transcript is spliced from 2 exons. NCBI's taxonomy places the organism in Eukaryota, Fungi, Ascomycota, Sordariomycetes, Magnaporthales, Pyriculariaceae. Bases 1 to 258 code for a protein of 85 amino acids. The record is from RefSeq and is a predicted model, not a curated record.
AUGUCGUUCGGGAGUGCAAGCGAAAGUGGUAGGAAUGCUACCUCAUUCGUUCGAGCCGCAUCUCGCUGGAAUCGGCACCGCCAAAAGGAGACAGGUAAAGACUCCGUGGAAUUGCGAUGCAAACGGGGGUUGACGCGGAAAAAUAUCAGAUCGAGCAAUGAUCUUCCAGCCCCGGCCGUGUACCAAGUAGUAGUGCCGGCUUUUGCCAACAAAAUAUGCCUUGCAAAAUCCUAUCAAGACGAUAUUUGGGAUGAAUAG